Messenger RNA from Chondrus crispus (carragheen), 678 nucleotides. RefSeq lists its product as hypothetical. The coding region runs from base 1 to 678 and encodes 225 amino acids. The record is from RefSeq and is a predicted model, not a curated record. NCBI's taxonomy places the organism in Eukaryota, Rhodophyta, Florideophyceae, Gigartinales, Gigartinaceae. The transcript is spliced from 4 exons.
AUGACCGCUUUCUGUACCAUUCCUAGAAAUUUUUGUCCCGGACAGCAUCUGGCUUUCCUGUUAACUCAUCGUAAGUGCCUGGUCUGCGCGAAGAUGGCGUUUAUCUUUAGCAUCUUCCAUUUCGCCUCCGUCCAACCAAGUGCGACUGCGUCGACACCUCGAUGCAAUUUGGAGCGCAUUCGUGCGGCGGUUGCUCCUGCAGCAGCAGCGAUGAUGCUAUCUGCUGCAAUGCUGUCACCUGCACAUGUCUCUGCGCAGGAUGCGCCUCUGAUUUUUGACCAUGACCAAAGCCUAAGUGGCGCAGACUUUUCAAACCGAAAAGACUUGCGCGCGUCCAUAUUUUCAAAGUCGAAUUGCAAGCAAGCUAAUUUCGCCGGGGCGGACCUCACCAAUGCUCAACUAGACGACGCAAAUUUUAUUGGGGCAAAUUUCGAGGAUGCCACAGUCGUAAAUGCUAUGGCCACCAACGCGAAGUUUCAGAAUUCUAACCUCAGAAAUGCAGACUUUACAAAUGCCAACCUAGUGAGCGCCUCGUUUGAAGGUGCCGAUAUAGAGGGGGCUGACUUUUCGGAUAGCCUCCUCGGGAAAGCUACAACUUUAAAGCUUUGCAAGAAGGCCACCGGGGUGAAUUCGAAAACCGGCGUACCAACUGCCGAGUCUUUAAUGUGUCCAGAAUAA